CGCAGCAUCCUCGCUGCAGCCGCUACGGCUGGCUGCUGCACUUGGUCAGGUGACAUUCACCAUCACCGUUUUCUUCUUUCAUCAACAUCUUCACCACGACCAUCACCAUCAUCAACAUUUCUCUUCUUCCAUCAGAGCUCUUCAAGUUCUGCAAAGGCAGACUCUAUUCAGGCAUACAGUCUUGUUGCUGGAGAUGACUGUCAGCUGCUUUCCCUGCCUAGCCACCAUCACAUGCCCCACCACCGGAGCCUGGGAAGCCUGACCACAGACCAGCAUCUCCAAGGCAUGAAUAAUUAGGUAGGCAUAAUGGAAGGCACUCACUGCACCCUCCAAUUGCAUAAGCCCAUUACUGAAGUCUGCUUCAUCAGCUUCUAUCUUCCAAGGGGGGAAGUCAGAGGAUUUUCAUACAAGGGCACUGUAACUCUAGACAGAGCCAAUAAAGGGUUUCAUAACUGCUACCAAGUCAGGGAGGGGUCAGACGUCAUCAGCCUCAGCCUGCAGCCAAAUGAACAUCCAGGCGACAUAUUUUUCAAGCAAACUCCCACAAAAGACAUUUUAACUGAGCUGUACAAACUUACAGCUGAGAGGGAGAGACUUCUGGCCAAUCUGCUGAGCUCAGACCACAUCCUGGGGAUUACGAUGGGGAACCAGGAGGGAAAGCUGCUGGAGCUGUCCGUGAGCCUGGCCCCUGAGGACGACUCUUUCCAGAGUGCUGGUGACUGGCUGGGGGAGCCCCCUGUGGGCUGUCUCAGUAAGAGGAGUGCCCAUGGGAACCGCAAGCCACGGAGGUUUGGUGGAAGGAGAGGAAGCUUUGAGGGGCUUCCACAGAAGAGGACGAGAAGGAAAGGGCGUGGGGGCCGGCAGUUGGCUCUUCAGAUGGGGAAGGACCAGAUCUGUUCCAGCAAAUCUCUUCCUUUUUCUCGAACAAGGCCUAAUCUUUGGCUUCUAGAGGAGAGAGGCAGCUCACUCCCAAGAGUGGCAUUUACUUCCUCCCCACAGUGGAGAGAGAGCUGCCCCCCAGAGAACCCCAGGACACUGGAUCCCAGUCAUGGCUUUGGGAACUUCAGGAAGGCUUCUGAGGACACGGGGCUUGGAUGCGGAAGGCUGCCCCCUGACUGCAGCUCCACAGAGCCAGGAGACGAUGGUGCUGGAAAGCCGGAGAGGGGCCCUCUCAGGCUGCCUCACCAGCAGACAGCUUGGUCUGAAAGUCGUGAGGACUCUGAGGAGCAUCCAGAGGCCAAGAGGGGCCAGAGGGAGAAGUCUACGGAGCAUACAUGCAGGAAGAAGCCUAUUUCCAAAGUGGUGGCCAAGGUCCAGGAUCUGUCUACUCAGGUGCAAAGAGUAGUUAGAACGGGUCCUGAAUGUGAGGAAAGCGUUGCCGUUUGCCCAGCGGCCCAAGCUGAGUUUGUACCCAGAGCAGACUGGCUCACCCUCCCAGAAGCCGAGGCUGGGACUCCUAGUUCCAGGUGGCAGGGCCAGGAGCAGCUGGGCGACAGGCCGUGGCAGCUGUCGGACGGGGAACGCAUUCCAGCCAGCGCCGAGGGGGCUGUGAACAAGGUCCUGCUGAAGGUGAUACAGAGCGAGAAGUUAGAUGAAGCCACUGAGGGGAAAAGGCUGGGCUUCCCCCCAAGCACACCGGGCACCCACACUGUCUCAGAAGCCAGAGGCAAGCGGAAGCCUGGGCUGCCUCUGAGGGAUCACCAAAGCUCAUUUGUGGAUCUGCCCCACCGCGGCGGCCCUGACUGGCCACAGCCCGGAGGCCAUGAGAAGAAGCCAUCCCCCUCAGCCCCAGCCGCACUCAGCAUGCUACUGAAUAAUUCAUCCUCCCAGUCCAGCACGCACAGACGGAUGGCACCUGUUCCCUCACCUCUCUCUGCAAGGCUCCCCAGCCCUGAGCAGCAUCUCGGGGUCCUGCAACUCCCUUCACUGCCGGGCGAGUGGGACGUGGCUCCUGAUGACUCUGCCGGCCAAAAGAGCUGUGCUUUCUCUGGGUCCUCCUCUGCUGACACCUUGGAGCCACUGUCCUCUGCAAAGGUCACGGAGACCAAAGGAGCCGGCUCUACCUUCCUUAGAGCAGGCCAACCACGGUUGGUGCCUGGGGAAUCUCUGGAGAAGAGCCUGGGGCCUGGGAAGACCGCAGCUCGGCCCCAGUACCAGUUGCCUCCAGGCAUCUCCUCCGAGGGCUUCCCCCGGGACUGCGUCAGUGAGCAGACAGCAGCUAAAGACCUUCCCCCCAGAGAUGGAGGUGCCUGGUUCCUGGGCUAUCGAGCAGGACCGGCCUGUCCGUUUCUGCUCCAUGAGGAGAGAGAGAAGCCAAACAAAAGUGAACUGUACUUGGAUCUCCAUCCUGACCACAGCCCUACCGAGCAGGAUGAUAGGACUCCGGGCAGACUCCAAGCUGUCUGGCCACCCCCAAAGACAAAAGACACAGAAGAAAAAGUGGGAUUGAAGUACACCGAAGCAGAAUACCAAGCUGCUAUUUUACACUUGAAGAGGGAACACAAAGAAGAAAUUGAAAACCUACAGGCUCAGUUUGAACUCCAGGCAUUUCACAUCCGGGGGGAGCACGCGGUGGUUACAGCAAGACUAGAAGAAACCAUCGAAACUCUCAAACGGGAGACAGAACACCGAUGGCGAGGAGGACGUGAAGAGAUGAAAGAUGCGUGUAUCUCCACAGGCGAUGACUGUCCUCCAAAGACCUACCGAAAUGUGUGCAUCCAAACAGACAGAGAGACUUUUCUCAAACCCUGUGAAGGUGAAGGCAAGGCAAUCAGAAGUAACCAGAUAAUACCCAAAAAGCUGACUAUCUCCUCUUUGAGUCAGCUCUCUCCCCCAAAUGACAGCAAAGACACCCAUGGACCACUUCAGUCUGUGGAAGGCCUCUCACCAAGUCAGCAAAAGGCAUCCUCUCCACCUCCCGCACCACCACCCCCAGCAGCCGCCCCUCCCCCUCCGCCUCCUCCCCUCCCACCUGGACUUGGACCUUUGUCACCAGUACCUCCGCUGCCACCACCUGUGAGUGCUGGACCGCCACCUCCUCCGCCCCCUCCUCUGCCUCCGAGUGCCGGCCCUCCUCCCCCACCUCCUCCUCCACCACCACUUCCCAGUUCCCCUGCUCUGCCCACCAGUGGGGGGCCUCCUCCUCCUCCUCCUCCAACACCUCCAGGACUUGCACCCCCACCCCCUCCUGGACUCUUCUUCGGAGUUGGCCCUUCUUCUAGCCAGUGUCCUCGGAAGCCGGCCAUUGAGCCGAGUUGCCCCAUGAAGCCUUUGUACUGGACUAGAAUACAAAUAAGUGAUAAAAGCCAAAAUGCUACACCGACCUUAUGGGAUUCCUUAGAAGAACCUGAUAUUCGGGAUCCUAGUGAAUUUGAGUAUUUAUUCUCCAAAGACACAACUCAGCAGAAGAAAAAACCUCUGUCAGAGACCUAUGAGAAAAAGAACAAGGUCAAAAAGAUCAUCAAGUUAUUAGAUGGAAAACGAUCUCAAACUGUGGGAAUCUUGAUAUCGAGUUUGCACUUAGAAAUGAAGGAUAUCCAGCAGGCCAUUUUCAAUGUGGAUGACUCUGUGGUUGAUCUGGAGACCUUGGCAGCUUUAUAUGAAAAUAGAGCCCAAGAGGAUGAACUGGUUAAAAUAAGGAAGUACUACGAGACGUCCAAAGAAGAAGAACUGAAGCUGCUGGACAAGCCUGAGCAAUUUUUACAUGAGUUAGCCCAGAUUCCAAAUUUUGCUGAACGGGCCCAGUGCAUAAUCUUCAGAUCUGUCUUUUCGGAGAGUAUCACCUCCCUACACCGAAAGGUAGAGAUCGUCACAAGAGCUUCUAAGGGCUUGCUGCACAUGAAGAGUGUGAAGGAUAUUUUAGCUCUCAUUCUGGCUUUUGGAAAUUACAUGAAUGGAGGAAAUAGGACUCGGGGACAAGCAGAUGGAUAUAGCUUAGAAAUUCUACCCAAACUCAAGGACGUCAAAAGUCGGGAUAAUGGGAUUAAUCUGGUGGACUAUGUCGUGAAAUAUUACCUGCGUUACUAUGAUCAGGAAGCAGGAACCGAAAAGAGCAUUUUCCCUCUGCCUGAACCACAAGAUUUCUUUCUGGCUUCCCAAGUCAAGUUUGAAGAUCUCAUAAAAGAUUUGAGAAAACUGAAGAGACAACUAGAAGCCAGUGAGAAACAGAUGAUCGUGGUAUGCAAAGAGUCACCAAAGGAGUACCUCCAGCCCUUCAAGGACAAGCUAGAAGAGUUCUUCCAGAAAGCCAAAAAUGAGCAUAAAAUGGAAGAAAGUCACUUGGAGAAUGCACAGAAAAGUUUUGACACGACGGUAGGCUAUUUUGGGAUGAAGCCGAAGUCCGGUGAGAAGGAGAUCACACCCAACUAUGUGUUUAUGGUGUGGUACGAGUUCUGCAGCGACUUCAAGACCAUUUGGAAGCGGGAGAGUAAAGCUAUAUCUAAAGAAAGAUUGAAAAUGGCUCAGGAAUCGGUCAGCAAGCUGACAUCAGAGAAGAAAGUGGAGACAAAGAAAAUCAAUCCCACGGCUAGUCUGAAAGAAAGACUGCGUCAGAAGGAAGCCAGUGUGACCACUAACUAAUACAGAGCCACGUGAGAAUGACGGCAGCAAGCAAGCAUUUUCUUGUAUCAUCCUUUGCAACACUAGUGCUGCAGAAAGUUCUUGAAGCAAGAUAUGUCACCAAACAUUUGUUUUGCUCAUCUCUUUCUGAGGUCAUUGCAGUGAGCACCCUGUGCCUUCUUAAGGGAGUCCUUUGUUAAGCCACAGGAACAAUGAGAAACUGUCUAAGGGAACACUGCAGGUGUAUUUGAUCAUUGUUUCUUGUAGAGGUCCAAAGUGAUGCCAUUACAAAACCAGAAAAAAUACCAAUAUUUUCCAAAUGUUUUUAAAAGUGGAGAUUUCAAGCUUUCUAAUCCAAGCUUGAUAUAUAUAAACUUGUGACAGGAGAAAGAUCUUUUAUGACAAUUGCCUUGAGAGGAUUCAAGCCUUGAUCUUUCCACACUGCUGGUGUGACUAUCGAUCUUAACUUUGAUCCUGUUGCAGCAAGAUCCUACAACUUCUUUCUCACCAAAAAUGUUGAAACCUACCAAAACUAUUUUUUAAGACAUCCAAGACUAUGUAUUUUCCAGAUGAGAGAAAUGGUUAUUUUGUUGUUGUUGUUGUUGUUGUUAUUGUUGUUGUUCAUAUAAUGAAAAAGACAGAAAAUGGAAUUACACGUGGGUAGAAAGGGAGUUAAAUAGCCAUAAACUUCAUCCUAGAGAAGAAAUUACUGUACAGGGAGUUAACAUCAGCUAUUAAGCAAGACCCAUUCUUUUGUUUUUAUGUGUUUUGUGUUUUUAUUGUGGUUUCCUUGCCCAGCAGAAAUUCUGUACCCUUAUUCCUGGAAUAAACAGUGAUACCCAAGCCACCACAGGCUUGGAGGUCAAAGUACCUGCUUGGGCAAGUGAUCCAGUCACAGCCCAUUUUGCACUUCAGGAUGUUUGUGAAUAGUUAAGUCCAUGUUGACUUUUAUCAAAGCUCUGCAUCUUGUUCUGGGAUUGUGUGAUCUGUACCACUCCCACCAACCUCAGGAGGCAGUUUCCAGACAGAAGAGCAAAUGCUACUAGGAGCUUUUCAUCAUGACCUUGACUGACAGGGAUGUGACCUAGGGUGAAGCAGGAGUCUUUGAUGUUGAAAAAAUUAAGAGCAUAAAAAAGGCUCCUUACAUGAAAAUGAAAAUGUGGUUAUAUUAAUAUUAAGCUUUGAGUGGAAUAUCACAGACAGGCAGCUUUUUCUGACCCUGAAGCCCGUAUGACUGCUGCCCCUUGAAUCACGAGGGAAACCACCUUGGACUUCCCCCUUGACAUUUUUUUCCUAAAGCCACCGCUCUUUGAAUCUAUCUUGUAGGAUGAGAAAAGAGAGGACUGAGGCUGAAUUCAGAAUAGGAUCAAAGACUAUACAUUUUUGGUCUUGAAGGGGAAAAGGUCCAAGCCUUCUCCAAUUGGUGGGUAGCAGUCUAGAGGUGGGUGAGAACCUUAAAACCCUUCCUGAUGGGGCUGCCAUGUGCAGCCUUGCCCCUGAUCCUGGCCUCUUCCCAGAACCUCUCAAUUUGCCAGGUACCUGAGUGUUCCCCUCAGGACUGCCUGCUAAUCAUCAGGCCCCUCAGGGACUCCCUAACAGAGUCAGCUCAUUAAAGCUGCACUGUACUUGUAGUCAAGAUCAAAUCAAAUCACAGAAGCCAUAUUUGUGCUGGUGCUAACUGCCUUCCCUAACAAUUAAAAAGAAAGGAGUAUGGUAGCAUGGUUGGGGCUUCCUCCACCCCAAUUCAAACUAAGAGAUGAGACAAACAAAACAAAAAGCUAGUAAGGAGCUGACAUUACUAAAAGAAGUUGCCUGUGAGCAAAAGCUUUUCAUACCACUUUCCUAUGUUGUUUCUCUUCCUUUUCAAUCAACUGUGAAGAAAACCUAAGAAAUUCAUCAGUUUAAAACAAAUUCCACUUACACUCAUCCUGUGCUCUGGGACAUUCCUUCUAGUACUAUCGUGAAGCAGAAAAGUGCCUGUCUUGUCCAUGCCUGGGAGAUCCACUUUGAGUUCAGUGAGGUCAGUGAAUGUCUGGAUCCUCAUUGGUCCCCACAGACUUGAUGGGCAAGAGCAGCAUGUGCUUUCAGUGGAGUCAUUGGUCCACUUCAGAUCUCUAAGGAGGAUGGUCACAAGAAAACCAGUGAUAGUAAACAGGCCUGUCACUAUGACCACAUAACUCUGCAGGAACAUGCUCUCAGGGAACCAGUGCUGAAGAAGAAUGAGUGGAAAUUUAAUGUGAGAGUUAGACAAAUGCAGCUCAAGUUGCAUUCCAUUCACAUGGACAGACUAGAAAUUGGCAGUAAAAUGCCUAUUUCUAAAGACUAGUUCGCCUGCUCUGUUGGGGAAAUUUAAUGAUGUUUUCAGACUAUUCAAAUAUAGUAAGUUAUUGUAUUAAGACACAGGGAAAGAUCUCCAUUAUUCUCACCCCUUUUGAGUCCUGAACUGUGUAUCUAGAUGCCCUCUCCCAAGUUCAUACAUUUAACUGCAGUGUUGGUACAGCCUUUGUUCCUAACAUAUGUCGCUGUUCAGUAAAAGUUCACAAGAGCUUGUUCAAGGUGGGCCAUCUCAAACAACCUGGGGCCCCUUGAAAUUAUCCCUCUAAAAUGCAGUUGAGAUGAUGGUAAAUGCAACAGAGGUCUCUAAACUUUUCAUGGAGAGGAAGUAGUUAGUGUAACACUUUAUCAGCUUGACAUUUUGGGCAAGCAGGAUUUGAGUGACUUUUCUAAGAACAGCCUUCCCCAAACUAGAGGGAGAGCGGCCAGUAUGGCUCCUCUGUGUUUAACCAGACACUCACACCCAACUGUACUAGUUAGACUCUGACAAACCUUGACUUAGAAGCACCAUCUCUCUUCCUAGCCAAGAGUCAUUACAUCUGAGGACAUAGUUGGUUGGAUUGCAGUUUGGACUCUUGCCUGAGUAACCUACAGUCAUCAUCAGGCACACAAGUAUAUCAUACAUUACACUAAAACAUGAUAUAAACAUGUCAGGUAAAAAGCAUCAGCCCUUUGAGAUGUCAAAGAUAAGGUUAGAAGGAGGUAUGAUGUAUGGCUUUUAAUACAAAAGGCAGCUUAAUGGUGGCGUGGACGGAGGGCACAGAAAGGGAAAAGUGUGGCCAAGCAGAAAGAGAUGAUCACGGUGAGGAUGGACCCGCUGCCUUUUGAAUCCUUGAGUUGACAUAUCUCUUCAAGUGCCCACUGAAAGUACCUAGGAAUAAUGGAAAAACAAUUUCUGAAAUCUGGGAAGUAGAAUAAGGAAACCCAGCCAUGUGAAUACAUCUUUAAAUGUUCUAGCCAAAACAAAUUGGUGGUGUGGUUGAGGAAUCAAUUGCCAGAUUGGGUGCUAGUCUUGGACUCCCUCUUAACUCCCCAGGAAGCUACUGAGCCCCCCUUGGGCAUCUCUUUUUUUCCUAAGAACCACAAGGAAAGGCAUUUCCUAAAUGAACAGCUUAUAUGCUGCUGGUGGAGAAAUUGGAAAAACUGAAGGAAGGAAUGAAACUCUGGGGGUGGUACUGGAAACCACCUUGCUACGGUUCUUUCAAGGCCUGGGAUUAGAUGUAGCAGAAGAGUCGUGUUAUUUUUGGUAAAGAUUUGCCUGUUGGCCUGGGAUUGUACAUCUCUCUGUAGUUUAUACUGUGUGCAAUGGGAGCAUUUUCAUUUUAAUUAUAUUCUUGCUUUCUUGACUGCUACAUUUUCUCAUUUCUCUUUCUGCUUCUACUGACGUCAUGGACACAAAUCAUUGCACACAACAUUGCAUAAGCAGUAUAGCCUAAGACAGUGCCUAGUCCAACUAUCAAGGGGACUUAGAAAUGCAGACCUACAGGCUCCUUCCCAGUAACCAGACUAUAACCUUUAACAGGGAAACCUUUUGAUUCCCUGACAUCCGAAAUCAGCUUAUUUUAUAAUACUCUCCCCUCCCCAAAUACAGAUUAAACCAACUUGGGGGCCACAUUCUGUGUCAGGGAGGAGAACGAAGUCCAAAAUAUACAGCCUUUUUUCCAAAAAAAUACCUGGUCUAAAAGUCAACUAUGUCAUUUUAUGAAGUAAUUUAGAUUUGUGCAUAAUUUUCUUUGAUUCUGCCUGUUCUAGUCAGGAAAAAAUAAAAAAGGAUUAAAAGCUGAAAGGGAAAGAAAAAGCAUCAGAUUUGGUUAUUCACACGUUAGUUUAUAAAUUUCUAAACCACACAAAACAUGGACAUACUGUGAAAUCCAACAUUGUGGAAAUCCUGAGCACAGAAAAAUUAGAGCAGCUGUGCAAGCUGAUGAGCAUGGACAAAGUAAGAGGUGUCUGUGGCCUCCUUCAGACUUUAUCCUCAACUAGGCAAUUCUGAGAGUGUGGAUUCAAAAGAGCCCAAGAUUGCCCUGAAGAGUGCCCUUUUUUAAAAGCCACAUAGAAGGAAAAGUGGUAGGAUAGAGUGGAAAAGGGGCCAGACCAUUACACCAUGCUUACUCUGCGUUCUCUUAAGAGCAGUUGAUAAAUGUGAGGAACAUCUGGAAGGCCAUCAAAACCACAUUUCAUAUAUCAGCUAUUGUACCUUUAGGAUCAAUUCAGCUGAAGAAAGUGGACUGAAUGAAGAAAUGAACUUUUCAUUCAUGUCAGCUAGUUUGUCAUCAUGAAGAAAUUGGCAACACAAGAGAAACAAGGCUACCCAGCCAAACUAAUAGUAUUUGAUAUUUGAAAAGUAUGAAUCGUUUUUAGCCUUGCCAAAAUGCAAAUAACUUGUUGGAUAGGUUUCCAUCUUCUAGCUAUAGAGAAAAAACAAUCCAGCUGCUUGGAACCUUCGCUAUUAUUGGUGCAAAAGUCACUUAAAGAAAAGCACCUUCGGAAACUGGCCUCAGCAUGGCUGACUGCUUGCAGACACACAUCACAGUAUUUAUGACCCCAUUAGCAAUUGAAUCCAGGCAUCACUAGGCUCUUACUCACAGCUGUAUGUGACAGAGAGGCCCAUUUUGUGUCAUUUCUACACAACCGUCCGUUGUUGAUACCUUGUUAGAGCACUGAAUGCUGGUUUCACAAUUCUUCCUUUCCCCUUCCAAAGGAGUAGGCAAUCUACCAAACCCUCCCAAAUCAACUCUUUGCUGGGAAGGAGUGAGUUCAAGAGCAUUUUAACAUGCAGGGUUGAAGCCAAUUCAGUAGCCCUAGCUGUGCCGAGGCUCUUAAUCAACGCUGUGAUGUAAACCUGGCAUUUGGGAAAUUUGUGUAGUUGACAACUUAACUGGAAACGUGAACAUAUUAAAAUGGCAAUUAUCUAACUCUCUCUCUUCAAGCCGUGGUGCAGCUUUUAUGAACAAGGAUGUUAUGGAAGCAAAUCAAGCCUCAUUCAGGAGGCCAGCUGUUCUCAAGGAGAGCUUACUAGGUUUGCUUCCCCUCUACUCCAGCCGCUGUGUCAAGCAGCCUGGUGAUAACUGGUAACACCAAAAAAACCUUUUCCUUUUCAUCCUUCUCUUCUCUGGUAUGAUGGUUCGCUUCAGUCAGGAGCUCAAAUGAACUCUGGACUUAACUGCAUAUUACAUCUAUGACGUACUUGUUCAUGAAUUUCUUCUGCAUUCUGUGAUCUGGGGAAGACCAACUUAAUCUCAUUUUUGUAUAGGAAAGUUGUAGCUAAUGCCAUUAAUUUAUCCUUCUGCAUUCCACCUAUGCUCAUAUAAUUUUCUGUUUUUUUAAUCUUCUCUUAAAUGUACUAAGAAACACCAGUCUGCCUCCUUUUCUGAAAGCUAAUGCAAAUACUUCUGGGAGCGCUUUUUUUUUUAUGCUUUGUGUGAAAUUUGAUAACAUUGGGCUAGCAAAAUGCAAAUGAGCACAUAGUUUGCAGCAGAAAUUCACCUCGCAAAAAUUUGUCAUUCUUCUCCAUGGAGUAAACAGCUUCUACUAUAUUUAGGCUCUUUUGUAGGCUGAGCAUUUUUCUAAAUUCUACUUGUGCAGACCUCAAGGGGCUUCUCUCUGUCUUUGAAACUGUAAGGAGGUUUUACAAGAGAAUGAAUAUGUUUCCCCAAAAUGCUAUCUUACACUUAACCUGCGUUCAUUCUUAGGCAUGCAUUCACUCUGGUUUGUCAACAUCUUUGGCAAAAUUGUGCUUCCUUUCCCUCAUCGUUCUCUUCCAGAGCCUGCUUCUAUUCUUGUCUCAUGAAAUAAACGUAUUUUCAUUUAUCCAUCUGGGCCAGCUUUCCAAAAUGAAAAGCUAGUCCUAUGGACAUCUGCGUAUACAGGGAACUUACUCUCUACCUCCCCAUGGCAUGGACAAUACAUGUGUUCAGGAAUGAACAACUCUCUGGGAACUCUUGGGAUGGAUUUUGAAUUCCAGGAUUCUGUGAGAAGCAUAAAAAUGGGUAUAUAGCAUACAAAGAUUGUACUACUCUUUCCUAAUAAGAGACUAGAAGGAGAUUCAAGUCUUUACAUCUCAGAUAAGUUUAACUGAACUAUAAGUAGCUCAUUGGUUGUUGGUUUUUUUUCCCUUUCUUCUUGCCAACUUGUCCCUAGAUACAAUCUUACCUUUUCAUAUCUGACCCCAAACACAUAAAGAAGGUGGUUUCAGCCCCACUGGAACUGCACUUUGUCAAAGCUUUCAAAGAGAUCCAUUUCCUUAGGAAACAAAUCUGUGAGUGAGGGGUAAGUAGUACAAUUCUCGUGUUUGUCCAGAGUGAUAUACAUAUGAUUUGGGGAGUCCACCAAAAGGAUAGGUCUACCCCAAAUCAUUAAUCUUUAAUUCUGUAAUGCUUCAAUUUCUCAAGACACAAAUAAUGUGACCACACUGUUAGUAAAAUAUAUAAUCUUCAAAGAAUAUAGGCAUCAAGAAAAAAGGACUUCCCUUUAAAAUAGGAAUCUAAAAGAUUCCUAAAAAGGCAGAAACUUACAAAAUUCAAAACGGAACAACUUUUUUUUUUUUUUUUUAGAGAAAACAUGUCAUUGGUUCAUCAUGUUUUUUUUUCUCUCACUGAGUUUUAAUUUAGACUAGCGUGGGAAGCAGGGUGGCCCUGGAUCUUGAUUUAGGGGAUCGUGCUUUGGCUUGGAAGAUCAGCACAGAGCUACAUGCCCGGAACCUAAGUGAAAUCAGUCAGCAUCCUAAUAGGAAUCAGGCCGAACACAUGUAAAUUACUCCAAGUCCUUUAGCGCUUAAUUUUCUCAGUGACACCCUGGACCCCAGACACUGCUUCCUAAAAUGCAUUUGACCCAUGUGGUGGUGUCUCUGUAGGGUCUUGGGAGGUUGUAAGCGAUGGGAUGAGGGAGUAGAGCAGAUAACGGGGAGAAGGAAACUUUGAGCAUGCAGCCAGGGCACAAUGUUUUGCUGAUACGAUGCACUGUUCGGGUUCUGGAGAUUUUUGUCUUGCUUUUAUCAUGGGUGGCCUUUCGUGAAGCGCCAGGAUCUCAUCAGGCAAAUGGGAGAGUUCAGUACCUCCAGCUGGUCAGUGCCUGACAAUGUGCUGGAAAAGCGGGUACCCUAGUGAAACUGGCCUGUGUUCCAGUUCAUUCCCAUGGGGCUGGUGGUGCGUGUGACAUCCUGUUUUCUCCAUGCCUGUUCAGAAGUCAUCGGGGCACCUAGCUUCAUUUCACUUUACUCACUUCAGUCCUUGUGCUUUGGCCUCCCCUUCUUUCCCAGCGCAUGGCUUUUCCCCUCCCUUUACAGUUUCUCCAGGAGCCAGCCUUUCUUGCCCCCUCCCUCCCUCCCCUCAAGCCCGAUGCUCCAUUCCCCAGCCGUUUGGACAGGGCACUCUGCUGUCACCAAGUGACACACAACACUGCGACUGCCUCCUGUUAAUGUCAGCAUCACUUCAUCACUUAGGCAAAGAGGGAAAAUCCAUAAAAGAGAUGGAAAAUACAUUUCUUUUUUUUUUUUGUCUUAUUCUACUUUAUUUUAAGAAGGUUGAAGGGAAGGUUCUAGGCUUUUUCAGUCUCUCAUAAAUUGUACUGUAAACCUGUCUAAUUAGGGACCAUCCUUUGACAAAUUAUAAAUCAGUCCCGGUCCCACCACCUAGGAUGCGUAAGACUAAAGUUUUGAACCUGAAGGAACUUUUCUGUGCUGCUGGACAAAUUGACUUAAUUCUGUGCAAACCGUUUGAAUUCUGGGCUUUUUAUUGCCAUCCCAUUCUUACUCCUACUCAUGAUCCAAACAUCUACACAAAUUUGGAUCAAGAUGUUGACAAUUUGUGGUUAUUUUCAGAUCAACAGUAACUGUUACACUCUUCAAAGUGUUUAAAAAGAAAGUGCAAGCAUGUCCGAAGUAAUCAGUGUUUGGACCUGGAAAAAAUCUUGGCUUCUCUGUUAAGUAUUAGACCAAUCUGUAGGUGUUAUCUUAAAGGAUUUUCAGUAAUAAUGAAGAGAGUUUGAGAAAUGAGAAGGCACUUUAAAGACAUGGAAACUUACAUUACAUGCUUUUGGACAUUUUUUAAAUAAGCUAAUUGGAUUCAGGUAUUUUUUCCCUUUAAAUUUUUAAAAAUAUGUAUAUCUAAUUUGUUUGCAUAUUUGAUUUUGUCAAAGCUGAGAAAUGCUCAUUAGUUGAAUUUGUAAAUGUCAUUUGCAACCAAAUGAAGUAUUUAUUUUUAAAAAGAAAGGGUGAAGGAACCAAUACUGACUUGUACAUAAUGAAAAUUUAUGUGUGUGUCUAUAUAUAUAUAUUUUUUUCCUUCCUUGACACUCCUUGGUCACCACAUCAGUGUAUUUUUGUACAUAAUAUGUUGGUUAGAAAAUGUAGAUUGUCUACUCAAAGAACUCUAUCUCUGUGAUAGAUUAUAUUUAUCCUAAUCUGUUGAUACUUCUGUUAAUUUGUUUUAAGAGAUAGAACUCUAUUUUUUGGAAUCUGCAGAGAACUGCAUUCAUGGCUUCCAAUUGUAAAUAUGAUGAGAAUAUUUUAAUAAAUCUUGGUUUCAUGUCU
Messenger RNA from Neogale vison (American mink), 13420 nucleotides. It is a transcript of the gene FMN1, whose product is annotated as formin 1. NCBI's taxonomy places the organism in Eukaryota, Metazoa, Chordata, Mammalia, Carnivora, Mustelidae. Gene Ontology annotation, cellular component: actin filament; nucleus; endoplasmic reticulum membrane. The record is from RefSeq and is a predicted model, not a curated record. Gene Ontology annotation, biological process: actin nucleation. The transcript has 20 exons. Gene Ontology annotation, molecular function: microtubule binding. The coding region runs from base 307 to 4578 and encodes 1423 amino acids.